Styela clava is the source of this 2999-nucleotide messenger RNA. RefSeq lists its product as uncharacterized. The record is from RefSeq and is a predicted model, not a curated record. NCBI's taxonomy places the organism in Eukaryota, Metazoa, Chordata, Ascidiacea, Stolidobranchia, Styelidae.
UUUCAUUACUCAGUUCAUGGGUCAUAUGGAGCGUGUGUCAUGUAUAUUAAACUCAGACAUAUCAUCAACGCACGAGUUUACCAUAGAUUGGUAGCUCAUACAGAACGGAAAGAAUUUGAUGACAAAAAUAAUCAAAACGUGAUAUGAUCAGUAGAGGCAGCCAAGUAAAUUGAAAUUAAUAUUAUGUUGCCUAACGGUUGUCUGAAGAGAACUACUCUACAACAACUGUUGAUUUAGGAAAUAACGCAAUAUGCAUAUUUUAAUGUUUUUAUGCAGCAGAAUAGGAAUUAUCUUGUCACUUUCUUCAAUGGUACGAGGAAUUGAAUAUAAUGUUUGUGAUGAUUUUAUGACUCGUGUGAUCGGAAAUCAAGGCUUGAUAGAAUAUGAAGCGACGUCUUCAGUGAAUCUACAAUGUAAAUGGGUCAUCAAAGUUCCUAAUCCAGGAAGAGUAAAGUUGGUAUUAACGAAAAUAAGCAUUGCAGCAACAGAUGUAAAACCAGGAGAAUGUUCAAUGCAGAAUCAAUCAUUGGAUAUAAUUAAGAAACGAGGAACGAACAUUUCGACACAAUCUGUCUGUGGCCAUUCAGUAGAAAAUAAACCAAAUCAUACUUUCAAUUUUACUCAUUAUGACGCGGAAGAAAUUGAAAUUAAGCUCAACUCCUCAUCCGAUGGCUUGAAUACAAAACUUGGUUUUGGACUGGAAUACUUUGUUUCCUGCGAUCAGAUUCUCAGAGGAAAGCGAGGUCAAUUUCAAUCUGUAAACUAUGGUAAAGAAAAUAUACCAGGACUCGAGUGCGCCACAAGUUUCGAGGUUGAUCCAGGAAGCCUCGUGGAAAUAUACUUUUCAGAAAUUGACGUCAAAUCAACAGAUUCCUCCUGUCAACAAAAUUACGUAGAGAUAAUUCAUGACGGAAAAUCAGAGAGAAUUUGUAACAAAAAGCUUCCAUCAGGAAAAUAUUUAAUUAACGCGUUGACGGAUGUAAUCAAGUUUGUCACUGAUGAUAGUACAGAUGAAAAGGGGGAAGGAUUUGUGGCAAGUUGGGUUACAGUUCCAAAUCCAGAUGCUCCAUCAUCAACCGAAAAGUCCAAAGAUAUGACCUGGAUAGGCCUACUCAUGUUCGGUAUUUUUACAUUGGCAACAAUUUUUUUCGUGAUGUUCUGGGCAAGAAGAAACCAAGUACAGAUACCACGUACGCCAGACAGUCAAAUUUCCGGAAAUUCAGUUUUCAAGUUUGAUGAUGAAUAUAUACGAGGAUCAAUAAGAAGAUGUAAUAGUGAAGGCUCUUCGGUAAGAGCUAGUGUUCGCGGCCGUAUUUCAAAACGGAAUAAUACCAAAUGGAACAUAAAUGAAUCGGCGGUUGCGAGGAAGCGUGCGUCAAAUGCUUGUAACCGACAACUUAGCGACAGACAUUCCACCCCUGUACAUAAGCAAAACAUAUUCAUUCCAGUUGAUAGAUCGAUGUCAGCAGAAGAAGGUUACUCUGGAGGGAUCUCAAUGUCACCUCCACCAAAUUAUGAUUCGUACUUUGGUUUCUACUCAACACGUAGAGCGAGAGUAGUCCCAUCGCCAUGUCUCCCACCUCGUUCUGCUGGAUUUAGUGAUGAGGGAAUAGAUUCGCCAAACUUCAACUACGAUAGAGUGAACUUUACCUCAAGGCCCAACUCUACGGUAUUUGACAGUCAAAGAAUGUGGAGAUCUACAGAUAGUAUACCCGAUCGAUGGAAACCUAAGCAGACUGAGGACGCUAGAUCCAGAAUAGAAGGCAAAGUGAACGAUGGUUACGAAGUUGCUACAACGUCUCCGAACAAGGUAAAAGAAAAUGAGACUAAAAUCGAGCAACCACAUAUUAGUAACAAAGUGGAAUUUGACACAAAUCCUUCGCUGACCACCGGUGAAGUAGACUCAGAGCACAAACAAAUGAAUGGGGAAGAUUCAAAUCGAAUUUCGCGACAACUUGGACUUGAUAAUUUGAUAGAAGUCAAAGAAAACACAGAUGUUGAAUAUAGCGAGAAGUGAUUCCAGUUUUGUAGACAAUCCAGAUCAGAGAAUAUAAAUGACAUCACUCAUGAAAUUGUAAUUUCAGUUCAUAAAUAACUUGUAUAUAUAUAUCUUAUAACUAAAAAAAAAUAGAGCUAUUCCAAAUCUCAUUCAUUACUGCAGCAUCAUGGAUGUCUAGAACUACAGUUGAUAGCUAUCCUAGUAUGACUAGAAAAAUAGUAUAUGCUUUAUAUUAUUUGACAGUAAGACACUGGAUUUUUUUGCAAAGGUUCGAUAUAAAUAUGCAUAUCACGCCAAGAGCAUUCGUUUUGUUAUGCAAAUAGAAUUAUUACAAGUUAUUGAUGAAACGUCUAUCUUUUGCAAUGCCUUCUUUUAUUUAUAUUUGUUAUCAAUUUUUUUUUUGUACAAAAUACUCCUCAUGCAGCUAAUACAGGGUCGGCCAACCUUUUUGAUCGAAGGGCCACAUGUAGUUCACUAAUAAUUGCGUGGGUCACUUAACAUGGUAGUUAUGUUCUGGUUUUGCUACACUGACUACAGGUUAAUUAACAAACAAACAAUCACCUCACACCAAACUUUCACAAUUAUGAGAAUACUGUAAUGAAACUGUUGUUUCCCAACCAUUGAUGGCGCGCAAUCAGUGGUUAUUCCCGAAAGUUUCGCCAAAGACAAGCUAAGACGCUUGAUCAUUUUCAUCAGAGCUCCCAACAAAUCAAUGCCUCCAGUCGUACCCUAAAUAGGGACAAUGGCUGCGAGCUCUUCGGUAAUUUCAAAUCAUUAUUAACUCCCCGCAAGAAGAUCGCCAAGUUGCCAACUGAGCAGUAAACUUGUUGUCAGUGCUUUCGCCAAGGAAUACGGUGAAAAUUUACCCGCUUGUGCAAUUAAAGUUUCCGCUAUAGAUUUCCCAGGCUCUUCAACACGAGUUAUGGUCUGUCUUGACAGGCUAUUUUUGCAAAAACCUCUUAUUUCCGGACGUAAGACAUUGGCAACCCGAACAAUGCAU